This is a messenger RNA of Syngnathoides biaculeatus (alligator pipefish), 10328 nucleotides long. RefSeq names its product DEP domain containing 5, GATOR1 subcomplex subunit (gene depdc5). Gene Ontology annotation, biological process: intracellular signal transduction; positive regulation of autophagy; negative regulation of TORC1 signaling. NCBI's taxonomy places the organism in Eukaryota, Metazoa, Chordata, Actinopteri, Syngnathiformes, Syngnathidae. Gene Ontology annotation, molecular function: GTPase activator activity. The transcript has 45 exons. The record is from RefSeq and is a predicted model, not a curated record. The coding region runs from base 208 to 4950 and encodes 1580 amino acids. Gene Ontology annotation, cellular component: GATOR1 complex; lysosomal membrane.
UAUCUAACUAUUAACCUAUCUAUGAGGUCUACCCCAAUUAAAAAACAUCGAAGAAGAAUACUAAUAAUGUGAAGAGAACAAGACCAAUAAGAGGAAGAAGACGACAAAAGGACGAAAAAGAAUUCUUAGUUUCAUUUGCAACUUGGAAAGGUGUUAAAUCUGACGGAGGGUGCGACUUUGGCGACUACUCACGAUCGCUAGUUCAUUAUGAAGACCAAUAAGUCAUACAAGCUUGUCCUGCACAAGAGAGGUUUUGGUGGAAGUGAUGAUGAGGUGGUGGUCAAUCCAAAAGUCUUCCCUCAAAUUUGUCUUUUGGACAUCAUUGAAAUUGCACAUCCCGCAGAUGAAUUCAGUCCCCUUUUGCUGCAAGUAAAGAGCUUAAAAGAAGACCUUCAAAAAGAGACAAUCAGUGUGGAUCAGGCUGUGGCACAAGCCUUCAGACUCCGUGCAUACCAAGAUGUCUUUGUUAAUGUUGUUGAUCCAAAGGAUGUCACUCUGGACUUGAUGGAACUGACAUUUAAGGACCAGUACAUCGGCAGGGGGGACAUGUGGAGACUAAAAAAGAGUUUGGUGAGCACAUGUGCGUAUGUGUCACAGAAAGUGGAGUUUGCUGGAAUCAGAUCCCAGGCAAGUGAACUGUGGGUGAAGGGGGAGAAAGUGACCUGUGGAUACAUCAGUGAAGACACGAGGGUUGUGUUCAGAUCCACAUCUGCAAUGGUUUACAUCUUCAUCCAAAUGAGCUGUGAGAUGUGGGACUUUGACAUUAACGGUGAUUUAUACUUUGAAAAGGCUGUGAAUGGUUUCCUUUCAGACCUUUUUGGCAAGUGGAAGGAUAAAAAUUGCACUCAUGAAGUGACAGUUGUGCUCUUUUCACGCACUUUCUACAAUGCAAAAUUAAUUGAUGAAUUUCCCGAGAGUCUUAGAGCGUCAGUCCAACAGGAUCACGAAGGACGUUUUUAUGAAGAUUUUUAUAGAGUUGUUGCUCAGAAUGAGAGGCGUGAUGAAUGGACAUCCCUAUUGGUCACUGUCAAGAAUCUCUUCAUUCAGUAUCCUGUCCUUGUACGACUUAAAGAAGCAGAUGGGCUUCCCUUUGGCUGUAAUUCAACUUCUGCUCAGGGAAACUACUUGGAAGCAAUCAACCUUUCUUUUAAUGUGUUUGAUAAGCAUUAUAUCAAUCGCAACUUUGACCGGACUGGUCAGAUCUCAGUUGUCAUCACGCCGGGUGUGGGAGUUUUUGAAGUUGACCGUCUGCUCAUGAUUCUGACCAAGCAACGGAUGAUUGACAAUGGUAUUGGUGUUGACUUGGUGUGUAUGGGGGAGCAACCAUUACAUGCAGUACCGCUCUUUAAGUUGCACAAUCGAUCGACACCGGACUCUUGUAUGGGGAAUGACUAUAAUCUGCCUCAUUGGAUCAACCAUAGUUUCUACACCUCCAAAAGUCUGAAUUCUUGCAAUACCUUUAUUCCGCGACUCAAAUGUGCUGGUCACAAGUGUCAUUGUGAAAAACUAAAGAAAGGCACCAAACAAACUCUAUGUAUACAAAAGGGGUGGGACAAUUGUCUGCCUAUACAGCUGGACUAUGAUGCCUAUGACUCCCAGGUUUUCAGACUCCCUGGUCCUUCACUGAUUCAGAGAAAUCCCAAUUGCAGUGUGUCCUUCAGGAUGACUCGGAGUAAAGAGAGAAGUGAAAAGAAAAGCUGUGGAUCAGUUGAUGUUGCAACUGGCAUAGGCAUAUCCCCUCCCUUGUGCUUUGGUGGUGCAGAUGAACAGCAUAGCCUGGCAUCUGAUGAUAGUCUGGGCCCUGUGUCCAGCAUGUUUCUCAUACCUAGGAUGCCCUCAAUGGUUUAUGAAGUCAGUAGCUCUUUAGGAUACGCAUGUGGCAGAGGGUUGUAUGAGAAGACUAUAGACUCCCAACGAGACUCAAGUGCCCCCGCUAGGUUCACAGUGGGAAGUGCUGAGUCCACACUGUUAAUACAGCCAGGAGGUUAUACACCCCAGAGAGCGCUUAUAAAUCCCUUCACACCAGCCAGGAUACCCAUGAAACUCACAUCAAACCGCCGGCGCUGGAUGCACACAUUUCCACUUGAUCCCUAUGGUGAAGCUAUUCAAAUCCACCACCAGACUAGACAAAACAUCACUCAUUUGCAAGACAGCCAUCAGAGAUUUAACGGCCACAUCUCAACUGAUCAACUGGAAGUCGCAUAUCAGGAAGCCACAGGAAGAAAAUGCCUAUACCUGUUCCUUGAUCAAGCAGAAGAAAAUGGAUGGGGGGAUCUUUGUCUCCUGUUUUGGCCUCAAAUGACAUGCCCAACAAGUUAUCCAAAAGCAGACGAGAAUGUCCUCUGCAUAAGUGAAGGAAUGGAAGAAUACACUCAAAGUUCGGCCAACAGUGGAGGGACCAGGAGUGCUUCUGAAUUUGAUGACUCGACCCAAAUCGGUGCCAAUCCAAUGCCUAGCUUCUGUUGUGCAGUGGGAGUUGACUGGAAAUCUCUGACCACACCGGCCUGCUUGCCCCUCACCACUGACUACUUCCCUGACCGCCAAAUGCUACAAAGUGACUACACUGAGGGAUGCUACGACUUACUGCCACACAGUGAUCUGGAGAGGCGAGAAGAUGAAGUGCCAGGGAUGAAUGCUGCUCAAGUGUUUGAAGAAUUUGUCUGUCAGAGGUUGAUGCAGGGCUACCAGAUCAUUGUCCAGUCAAACAAGAGGAGACGACAUACCUCUGUAGCUGCUCCCCUUGCCAGCAGUCCUUUAUACACCAGAGGUUUGAUGGCAAUGCGGCGAGGCGAGGAAGAAGAGAAAGUUUACUGGCUCAGUAUGGGUAGGACCUUCCAUAAAGUUUGCCUCAAAGACAAGAUACUCACUGUAACUCGAUACUUGCCAAAAUACCCAUAUGAGUCAGGUCAUAUUCGGUACAGCUACAGCCUGUGUCCUCCACAUGUCGAUGCUCAGUUUGUGUCCUGUUGGGUCGAGUUUGGCCAUGAAAGACCAGAAGAAUAUAAAUGGAAUUACUUGGACCAGUACAUCUGCUCUACUGGCUCUGAGGAUUUCAGUUUGAUCGACUCACUAAAGUUCUGGAGGACAAGGUUCCUCUUGCUUCCAGCUGGAGGAACUCGGCGUGUGGCUGAUGGAGACGGACACUGGGAUGUUUAUGGAGAUGGAUCAAAUACAGGAAUCGGUGGUUGUGCUGAUUGGUUCCUGGUGGAUGGUUUCAUCCGCUUCCUUGAAGGAGUCAACCGGAUUCGACGGCGUCAUCGCUCCGACAGAAUUAUCAGAAAAGGCACUCCAAUGAAGGCCAUAAAUAUUCUCCUUUCAUAUCCUUCCGAACCAAUGGUGACGCUGCAAGGGAAAAAAGGAACAUCAGCUUUAUCAGCUUUACUGGAGAUGGAUCAGAGCCAUAGGACAUUUGAAGAGCAACAACAGAAGGCCAAGCCCAUAACACCGGUUUCUGAAGUCUCAAGUGCAGAAAGUCCACAUAAGUUGGCUGCUGAAUAUAAUGAAGUUGUGGACAAGGGAUUCCAAGUUGGACCAACUGCUGGAGCAUCAUUACAGUCUACAGGAGAGACUGCAACUGGCAGUAACAUUGACCCGAGAUUAGCUGGAUGCAGUGGACAUUUUGGACUUGAAGACUUUUCUCUGUCCUCGUCAUCAACACUUUUGGAUAUCCUGGAGGCCAUUAAACAUCCCAGAACAGGUGUGCUCCUGCUCCCAGAACAGAGGGGUCUGCCAUGCAACUGCUUCAUAAGCGCUGAGGUCGUGCACUGGUUGGUCACCAAUGUUGAAGGUGUAGCCACACAAUGCAUGGCUGUUGAUAUUAUGCAGAAAAUGAUGGAGGAAGGGUUGGUGGCCCAUGCAUCUGGAGAUGCUAUGCGGACUUUCAUUUAUGGAUUCUACAUCUAUAAGAUUGUGGCAGAAAAGGAUGGCCAAACCUCACAGCUGCCCCCAACAGGGGCCUGUGGAUGGUCGACUUCAGCCUUGGAAGAUUUUGCCCUGUUUCAGAGAAAAUGGUUUGAGGUGGCCUUUGUGUUGGAGGAGCAACAACCAUGUGACCUCCCAGCGUUCCUGCUGCCCUGGCUCCCAAGCCGACCAGCGUCUUAUGCAAGCAGGCAUAGCUCUUUUAGUCGCAGCUUUGGAGGACGCAGCCAGUCAGCAGCAAUGCUCGCUGCUACAGUCCCAGAGCAGAAGACAGUCACUCUGGAUGUUGAUGCUAAUAAUCGCCGCGGUCGAAUUGAAUGGUGCACCUGUUAUUAUCUUGGCAACUUCUCCCUAAAUUCUGCCUUUGAGAUUAAACUGCAUUGGAUGGCUGUCACUGCUGCAGCCCUCUUCGAGAUGGUUCAAGGUUGGCACAGGAAAGCGGCUUCCUGUGGUUUGUUAUUGGUUCCUGUUUUGGAGGGUCCAUUCGCACUGACAUCACAACUAUAUGGAGAUCCACUGAGAGCCCAACUCUUCAUUACUAUUAAUAUUCAAUGUCUGAUGAAGAAUGGUAGCGAAAACUUGUUUGAAGGUUUUGAACCAGAGACCUACUGGGAAAGGAUGCAGCUCUUUCAAGAGGCCAUAUUGUUCAGAUUUGGGUUUGUACUCGACAAGUUUUCUGCUUCAGCCUUUAAUUUCCCGUCGGAGAGCAGACCCCAGUACAUCCACAUAACAGGAACUGUGCUGCUACAACUGCCAUACUCAAAAAAAAAGUAUACUAGUGGCCAACAGCGUCGGCGCAGGAACUCCACCACAUCCAACAACCAGGGCUCACUGAGUGGUGAGGAUCGGGUUGGCUACUAUUGGUGCUACAACACCAUGUUGACUAAAGCCUGGAGGACUGGUGUUCUGGGUGAUGAGAGGCUGGCUGACCGACUGCUAAAAGACUUCACAGACUUCUGUGCCAAUAAAGACAACAGACUGCUUAACUUUUGGAACAGUUGCCUCGAGAAAAUUCGCACCAGUGCACCCUAAGGCAACAAUUCUUGUUUCAGUGCUUGUGUGUGAUAUAUCAUUUUUAAUACCUGAUGUUACAUUGUUUUUUACUCACAUCAUCUCUGUUUCCCUGUUUAUUCUUUCAAAUGGAAUUUCUCUAAGUCUCUUUCAGGCACUUCUAUGGCUAAGGUUGGGUGAGUUUAAAAUGUAUUCUGACAGUUAUAUCUGUGAAGAAAAUGUCAUUAUUGAUGUAAUCCAAGUACCAAAAUGCAAAUGCCAGUUGGUUGUUUUAGUUAUUUCUUUUAGGUUACUCCAAUAUAAAAUAUGCUAGAGAAGAAAUAAAAAGACAAAGGAAACUAGAGCCCUUUUUGACAGAGCGGUCACCCAAUGAUCCCAGAAGCAAGGUUGUCUGUGGCUUAAUGCCAGACAAACCACGGUUCCAAAAAACACCAAUGCAGGAAGACAUUUUCCCUUUUCCGGACACAGAACACCGGAGCUCCCCCCUGGAGGCAGAUUUGAAUGCGAGCGCCAGUCCUCUUGAAAGGGGUUGGAAUGUUCUACUCUGGAAUUACCCAUGGUGAGGCUCCGAGCAGGUGUGGAUAUACUUGUUAUCCCCCAGCUCGUACCUGUCAAUUGGGGUUCACCCGGGGGACAAUCUGCUAGCUUCCCUCCACCUUUUGGGGCGAGACGGGGUGGGGGGUGCUGAACCCACCCUUUUUGGAGUCCUUGGAGGAAGUGCUGGAGAGUGCUCCUGCUAGGGAGACUAUACUUCUGCUGAAGGACUUUAAUGCUCAUGUGGCAAUUAUAUUGAGACCUAGAAGGAUGUUAUUAGGUGGAACGGUCCUCCGAUCAGAACCCGAGUAGUCUUCCGUUAUUGGACUAGGAAGCCUUAUACAGUACAACGUGGGUUCUCGACCACAAUCUGUUCCAGAAGGUGGUUUUAAGAAGGGAUUUGUUCAAAAUCCAAAUUGAUAUUUUCCAUUACAAUUAAUGGAAAAAGAAAUCAUGUGCUCAAGCAUAAAAAAUGGGCUUUUAAAAGAACUUUUUGGCUUUUUCUGAUCAUAAACUGCAUAGUAUAAAUACAUAUCUAAUUACUUUGUAUAAUGAAAUAAUUUAAGAAAUGUAUUUAUUUUUUGCUUAAAAUAUAUGGUUUAGUAGUUGAGUAGCUAGGCUGGGAGUGCAUUGCCAUAUCUCUGGCGACUCGGCCCCCAGCCUUGUAAACUUUUUUUUUAAUUAUUAAAAGUGCAGAAUAACUUUAAACAAGCAAUAAUGACGGGGGUGAAAAAAGCAAAUAAAAUUAUUUUUACAAAAAGUAACAUACAAAAACAACUCGUAACUCGAGUUAAUGAAAUCUUUUAAACAAAACAAAAAUGCAGAAAUACUAGUGGAGCAUUAUUAAAAUUCACAAGAUAAAAGCAAUGCAAAAUUAUCAACUCUCUUUGGUGAGGGUGACUCGCCGCCUGGAAGUUCUUUCCCAAAGUACUUAUCGAGUGUCACUACUUUAGAGCCGUGAUUGGAAAUUAAUAGUCACCAAUAGGAAGAAAAAACAGUCAGUAAAUGUUGCUACCGGGACACGUCUGCGUACAGAGGCUGCAUUAUACACAAUAACAAAUCCCGUCGUGGGUCAGCUGGUCAAGUCGCGCGCGUUAUGUUAUUUCCGGGUUCUUUCUGGGGUGUUGGAAUUCUUGGUCGACAUUGCCGCCAUUUCUGACGGUCUUAUUUCUUAUAGAUGUCUAGAUAUGAUUCCUCAGUUUUGAGGAAAAUUCAAAGUGUCUGACUUCGGGUUGAAUACUCAGCUUCUACUCCCAAUUUGGAGCAGGUAUUCCUGGGUAUUUUACUCACGACCCUGAGUCAGUUUUAGAUCUCUCAAACUUUGGAGAUUCACUCUGUAGACAUUCACUCUCACAGCAUGAUCAAUUUCUGUGUCCUGAAACUUAAGAGUUUCUCUUCGGAAGUAGUGAUCUUCCUAGGAUCUUAUUCUUUUGAAAAUGGGAAAUGUACUAGUCAUUCAACUAUAGUUAUUCUGUGCUAUUUUCUUUGUGGAAAAUAGGAAAUAUACUAGUCCGUUGACAAAAUAUUCUGUGCUAUUCUUCCUGUGAAAAAUAGGAAAUAUACUAGUCUUUCGACUAGAUAUUCUACGCUAUUCUUCCUGUGAAAAAUAGGAAAUAUACUAGUCAUUCGAUGAAAUAUUCUGUGCUAUUCCUCCUGUGAAAAAUAGGAUAUAUAUUAGUCUUUCGACUAGAUAUUCUGUGAUAUUCUUCCUUUGAAAAAUAGGAAAUAUACUAGUCUUUCGGCUAGAUAUUGUGCUAUUUUUCCUGUGAAAAAUAGGAAAUAUACUUGUCGUUUGACUCGAUAUUCUGUCCUUUUUUCCCGUCAACCUUCAGAUCCCAGUCUGAGAGCUCGAGGACCGGUCCCUUAACGGGUAUGUGUUGCCGUGGCCACGGUCUUUCCCGGAGGCUGACUGUGAAGCUGUGAUCUAAUUAGGACCCAGGGAACGACUGGUCUUCGCCAGAUCGUCGCAACUCAUGCCCCGUUCCUGCACUCCCGUAUUCUUGAUCGUGAACCCUGGUGUACCGACCUCCGCCUGUCCUCCGACCGUCCCCACCUGCUCUCUACGCCCGACGUCUUGAGUACCGCUGCUCCACUUGACUGUCUGCCUGAUCCCCGACAUUGGACCGAAUAAACACUUUUCCCAAACUGCUUCUGCAUCUCCGGAGUCCUGCAUUUGGGUCCUCCUCCAACCGAUGGGUCGUGACAGAACGAUCUGGCCAAACCAGGACCCACCAGGAAAGACCUCGUCGCCGGGACCGACGCGAGGUAAACCGACUGCCGAAAGACCAAGCCUGUCCUAUCCGGGUAGGCUCCAUGAUGUUGUCCCCUUCUUCCGUGUCACACGCACCGCCUGCAUGCCAUGAAUACAUCCUGACCACGACCUGCUCAGCGCCUCAUAUUGUUUUGGACUGUGAUUUUUGGACUAUGAGGAAGAACUUGAUUUAUACAACCGUCUGCCUGACUACGAUUCAGAUUUUGACUAUGAAUGUCCUCUCCCUAUCUUUAGUCCCAGUCAGUUUGCUUCACCUCCCCGUGUUUCCCGCUCCCGAGUGUCUUCGCCCGGUAGGUCCAAGUCCUCGUCCUCCAAUCCUUUUUUGGGAACCCGCUUGGCCAUCUACCCGGGUCCUCCGCGUGGCGGAGAGGAGACGCCCAGGCCGGGUGCUCCCGUGUGUCACUCCUGCAGUCUUGGCAAGGAAUAUUGUUUCCCGGGCUGCGACAUCCCGCCUUGCUGAACAGUAAGAGAUGUGUAGGCUGCUGUACCCAAACAUUGUCAUGAACGAGACUUGGCCACUGCCAAGAGGGGUGUGGCAACACCAUUUCUCUCUCACAGCUGUUUCUCAUUGGGACUAUAAUUAGACAGGCAUUUAAGUUGGAGUUUUUGUCUGUGGCAUUGGCCAGUUCGUUGCCUUGCGUUACUGAGUUGCGUUCACUGCCAGCAGGAAUCUUCACCACUGAGAGAAAGCGAUUCUGUGCCACCAUAGUUCCAAGUUUCCCUCCUUGUCAUCAGACCUCGCUUCAUGUUUUUGUAUUUUGCUGGUAGCCUAGCGUUGUUGUGGCUCUGCCUUCUUGAAUAAAACUAUGCCUAACGUCAUGCCCUCAUCUCGGAGUCCUGCAUUUGGGUCCAGCCCUGCACCGUUGGUUCCUGACAGAACGAACUGGCCAUUACAGGACCCAGCAGGAAAGACGCGGAGUCGCCGGGGACAGCACCAGGACAGCACCUGCCUGAGGACCACGCAUAUUCUGUCCGGUGAUUUUUCAGAUUAUGAGGAAGACCUGAAUUUAAGUGACCGGCUGCCGGAUUCUGACUUGGACAUGGAAGGCGAAUUCUCCCUUCUGGUAAUGAGUCUCAGUGACUUCGUUUCGCCUCACGUUCCUGUCCAGGGGGCGGCAACAGCUUGUUGUCACAUGAAAAUUGACGUCCCUUGACAUCCUUACAAAUGUAGAUUGUGAAACACAAUAACAUCGAAUUUAAUUGGAAUAUGUUAGGUUUAGCUUUUUUGUUGCGCUUGUUGGCUGUCAAAACCAUGCAGGCAGUCGCAAAAAAGUAACUUUUCACUGGUAAGUGUGUUUCAGCUAAACCUUCAUAUUAAUUAUUAUAUAUUCAUCGCAUCGUUUUCCAUAACAAUGUGUGUAUGUUUACCAUACUUUUUGCCCUGACCAGAAGUCAGAGCCUGUUGACCAUGGCAGAAUCAAUGAUGGAUUCUGAGUGCACAGUCCAGUUUUUAUUCUACGUCAUUGCUUCCCACUCAGCAACCAUUAUGUCUGCCGCCAUGGUCAAUGGGCUCUGACUUCCGGUCAGAGCAAAAAGCAUGGUAAACAUACACACAUUGUUAUGGAAAACAAUGCGAUAAAUCUAAAUACUUGGGAUGUUUUGGAUCGCUAGAGACACGAAUGUAUUCUAAACAUUUGCAGGAUGCCCAGGAAGAUUUAGAAGAUACAUUGACACAUGCAUAUGUAAUAGGAAUUACAGACCUUAAUAUUAUUCCCUAUGCCGUUCCACAUUAAAAACUUUUUAAUUUUUCUAGAUAAACAUUGGACUGAUGAUUCUACAUGGAAAUUUGUUAAAAUGUCUAAGAGGGAAAACACUACCAUUACAUGUGCACCCAGUUGUGACGGCACCUGAAUUGCAGAAAAAAGCUGUCCAGAAAAUGACUAUAACAAGGACCAAGGUGAAGGACCAUACAAAGUUAUUUUCAGACUGCACAGAGGUGACUCAUGUCUCUGGCACAAAAAGCCCAUUCACCUUGUCAGUCUAUAAAAAAAGUACUUGGGAAACCAUAUAGACGGCUCACCUUUUUCAUUUGCCUGGAAACAGAUUUUAGAGGGGGUUAGUGAACUUCAUGAUUAAUCCUUAAUUUGUCUGCAUCAACUGUUAUAAAUCUGUGGGUUUAUUUUUGUGAUGAUUUUUUUUUUUAAUUCACAGUGGGUUCCAAUGAUAGUACCUCACAUUCUGAGGUAGUCAUCACAUUAAAGAGCACAGAUGAAUUAUAUCGAGCUGAUACUGUGGUACAUCGUUUAUUUUAAUACUUUAAUUUUGUGGUCACUAGUUUAGAGAAGGAUUAUUAUUGUUUAAGUUUAUAGUUACUGUUAGGAACAAUGACAACCUUUCACGAUUUAUACAGUGCUGUGAAAAAGUCUUGGCUGCAAUGAACUCAUGAUCUAACAAGAGGGGUGAUUACUUUUUCUACACAGGUUAGGUAACAAGUCCCCCCCCCCCCUUAAUAAAUUAAAUUACCAUUGAAAAAUGGCAUUUUAAGUUCACUUGGGUUAUAUUAGUCUAUUUACAUCUGUUUGCUGAUCUUAAAGUUUGGAAACUAUGUAAAACUUAUAAAACUUGUGAAAGAUGCAAUACCUUUUAUGCCACU